Messenger RNA from Phyllotreta striolata, 3292 nucleotides. The record is from the annotation of a GenBank genome assembly. NCBI's taxonomy places the organism in Eukaryota, Metazoa, Arthropoda, Insecta, Coleoptera, Chrysomelidae.
AAGAAUGCGAAAUUUUCGAAAACCGCCCAAUUUUCGAGAUAUUCGAACAAAACGGACAAUAUCUUCAACAAUAAAAAAUCCGCGAUUUCCACGCGAGAAAUUUUUCCGCCAUUUCGAAAAAAGAAAAACUAAAACGAAAAAUCUAAAUAUUUUCUCACCAGUUUUCCCGUUAUUUCCGCCACAGCGGAAUUUCACACUCCAAGACACACCGGACAAACAGAGCAUAAAAGACUUGCGAUUUCACUUCUCCAGUUUUUAAACAAAAUAAUAAUAAAAAUGAAAUCAUAAAAAAAAACAACGCAAAUUCCUUUUGCGACAUUAAAUUUCACUUGUCAUUUGUCAUUCAUGUCACUUGUCAUUCGUUUCGCUUGCGACUUGUCAUUUUCAUAUGCAUCCAGCUGUACCAAUGUGGAUUAUGAGUGGAAUUAAAUGUAAAUAAAUAACGAAUAAUCGUGAUCAAGGUGUGCUUAAAAUGGCAGGCAUACCGAUCAGGCCGCCAUAUUGGCAUUGUUGUUCAGACGUACCAGUAAAAAUAACAACGAUGCCGCCAUUAUGGGAGUCAAGCUUCAAUUACUACUCGGUUUUCUCCUGCUCGGCCGCACCGCCGCCUUCGCGACCGCCCCCAAGGAGAACUCCACCGCCCCCGAACCGUCCGAAUACACCGAAAAAACUCGCACCGUCCCGCCCAAACCCGACGCCAACACCAACCUGAUCUACCCCGACUACCAGCCGGAGAAGAACCGCUCCCGCGCCGCCGCCGCCGCCGCCGCCGCCCCCAAAGCCAUCGAUCUCGACAAAUUCGCCCCCAACCGCCAGGAGGCCGCCAAGUACCGCCUCACCACGCCCGGCUCGCUCUUCGACUUCGACGAGGCCGAGCAGGCCCUGGAGGCGGACGAGUACCGGCGGUACCGCCCGUCCGGGCGCCGCCCCAACGCCACCAUCGCCUACAGCGAGAAGACCGAGAUAUCGCGGAACCGGACGAGCGGGGACGGCGCCGAAUACAACGAGCUCAAGGUUGAAACCACCCACAACAUCGACUAUCAUUCUCUAUACGAGUUCACCGCCUCCUACGAGGACGACGACGGCGAGACGGUUUCGCCGAGAGGGUUCGGUACCGACGGUACUACCGUCGGUACUGCCGGUACUACCGGUACUACCCUCGGUACCACCCUCGGUACUACCUCGGAGCCCUCCAGGACCACUCUCAAGCCGGUUAUGAGCAACAGAAUCGAAUCGGACACCAUCAAAGCUAUCAACGAGUUAACCACCGAAGUACCGACCACUAGAAAUAUAGUACCGGCCACUACGAAUGUAGUAUCGACCAUUAGGAAUGCAGUACCGACUACUACCGUACCGAUCACCACGACGGAAGAUGCUGAUAGUACUACUACAAUCGAAUCGACUACAGCGACUGAUUUUAGCAGUACUAUCUUAAGUGAAACGACAACAAACCAGCCCGAAACAACGACGACAACAACAGAAGUAAGCGCAGAAACGACAACAGAAGGCGAAAUUGCAACAACAACAUCAGAAGGGGAUACGAGUAGUACCGGUAUAGAAACAGACAGUACUCCCCUCGCCACUAGGGAAGUUCCUAUACAAAGCGAUUCCUAUACAGACAACGACAAUAUCACCACAUUACCCUACUCGACCACUGAAACUUAUACUAGUACCGGUAGUACCGCGGAUGUUACGACUAAACCUGUAGAAAUCAUCGAUUUCACUACCGUUCAACCUACCGAAAGUACUACAUUUCCGGCUGUUUAUAGGAAUCUCUCUGACGGUACAACAGGCAGUAGUACUAAUACUACUAUGUCCGUUUCUACCAGUACUGAAUCUACGGAAUCUACGGACGCCGGUACUUUGGGCGGAAGAGACGAUAACAACAACAAAAUCGCCGCCAUUGUUAUUAGUACCGUCGGUGUGGUGUGUUUGGUACUUUUAGCCGGACUAUUGUACGUCAUGCGAAAGAGGCAACGAAGAUUCAACUACAAGCAACGCUGCAGGCCCGUAGGUCUCGACGAUUACAGCGUCGACAACGUCUCGGGCUUCAAUAGUACCAGGAGGAAGCUGGAGAGGCAGUCCAAAAGGUCCUACGGCAAUCCAGCUUUCGACGAUCCUGUGGCCGUGACGCAUCCCCUCAACUUUCCCGCCCUGGCGAAAUUCGCCGGCAAUCCGGACGAGGUGAAGGCCGAAUUCGAGGAGAUACCCCAGAUAUCGGCGAAGACGCACGAGCUGCCCGAAGGCUGCGAGCCUAAGAACCGCUACGCCAACGUCAUACCGCUGCCUGAGACCAGGGUGUACCUACAACCCAUCGAAGGUUAUCCCAACAGCGAUUACAUCAACGCCAAUUACGUGACGGGUCCAAAGAACACCAAAGGCUACUACAUAGCCUGCCAGGCUCCCAUGUCCAACACCGUCGACGAUUUCUGGCGCAUGGUGUGGGAGCAACAGACCAAAGUCAUCCUGAUGUUGACCCAUCUCUUCGAAAACGGAGUGGAAAAAUGCGUGGACUACCUUCCGCCAUCGGAAGUUCUCGAUUGCAACCGAUUGUUCGGCGACUUCCAAAUCACGCUGAAGAAGCGCGACGUCAAAGACAAGUACAUCAUAUCCAAUCUUCAAUUGAAGAACAUGGUGUCGAACAGCUGGCGAGAGAUCACCCAUUUCUGGUACCUCGGCUGGCCCGAGCGAGGAGUACCGCCCGAGGAGAGCUCCAUCAUAGCCUUCCUGAUCGAGGCCAGGAGCUACAUGAAAUCCGCCACGUUGGACAAGAACGCUUCUGCCAACGGCCAUCCCAACAAGGUAGAGGCCAGCCCGGUGGUGGUGCACUGCAGCCCGGGUACCGGCAGGACGGGAGUACUGAUGGCCUGCGACAUCGCCAUCAGGGAGUUCGAGCAGACCCGGCUGGUGGACGUGCCGAAGAUCGUGUACAGGAUCAGGAGGGAUCGGGCCAGCGCCGUGCAGACCAAGGAACAGUACAUGUUCAUCUACAAGGUUGUCAGCCUGUACGCGACGAAGUUGACAGGUGGCGCGUUGGAAUCGUUUUAGCGAUGAAUUGAUUUUUUUUAUUUUUAUGUUUUAAUCAAAUAAUUAUGUAUUUUUGUGAUAUCUAGUGAAUAUUGAAUGUAUUUUAUUUUGUAUAUUUUUAAUGGAAACAGUACCUAUUUGUAAAUAAGAAAACAGAAUUUCAAAUAAAAAACAAUGUAUAUUUAUAUAUUAUAUACAAAAAGAUACGUUUAUGUAAAGUUAUUUUUUCAAAUGUCUUGUAAAAAUACUGACAGCUCUCUAUUCU